Molecule: messenger RNA, 6763 nt
Organism: Vespula vulgaris
Lineage: Eukaryota; Metazoa; Arthropoda; Insecta; Hymenoptera; Vespidae
Gene: jef
Product: major facilitator superfamily domain-containing protein 6
Exons: 11
Coding region: 197-3112 (971 amino acids)
Cellular component (GO): membrane
Source: RefSeq, a predicted model, not a curated record
GAUUCGACUGGGUACUCUAAAGGGAUUGGGACGUGGUUAUACGAGAGGAAAGAGGCACCGAGGAUACGAGAGAAUAAACUCCGAAAAACUUUCGAACGAGAGCAAAGAGAUUAUCAGCUCUCUUCUAAAAGAGAAGAGAACGAGAAAAAGAGAGAGAGAGAGAGGGGGAGAGAAAGUUAGCCGGUGAAUUAAAGCCAUGCAGAACUAUGGCCACGAGGAUUACGACUAUGGCGUACAGGAAGGAACAAUUGGACAGGAUGAGCAACAUACGGCAUCCGGAAGGAAUCUUCCUCAGGUUCCAGGAGUUAGGCCCAUGGUAGAUCCUCAAGCCCAGGGUGAGGUCGACCCUACUCUAUAUCCCGAACCUAAGGAAGCCACGCACAAGAUUAGGGGUAAGAGUGACUUCUUAGAAUACCUCUUUGGUUCCGUCGAUCAAGAACUUCUCACGGUCAAGACCUUUUAUUUCUUCUUCUACUCGGCCUUCGGCUCUCUCUUUCCUCUUAUGGGAGUUUAUUUCAAGCAAAUGGGUAUGAAUGCAGCUCAGUGUGGUUUACUUAUUGGGAUCAGACCUCUCAUUGAAUUUCUUAGUGCACCUUUCUGGGGUUCUUUGGCUGACAGGUGGCAAAAAGGUAAGCUGAUUCUGCUAGGUUCUCUUUCUUGUUGGAUCAUCUUUACGCUACCCUUGGGCUUCAUUCAACCUCCUGCCACGAGUUGUAUGGUCAACGAGAAUUAUACUAGUUUCUUGAAGGCAUCUAGCCCGGGACAGAGGAUCGUUAAGAGAUCGAUCGAUCUGGACGAAUGUUAUAAUGCUGCAACCGAAGACGAAUAUUUGGAGGUCGCAGCAAACGUCGUCUUCGAAAGAUUGAGACGAAAUACCGACGACAACGAGAUCUUCGAUCGUACGAAAUCAUUCGAUGGCCAAGUUAAGGCCGAUGAAGUUAAGAAGAUCGAUGAUUAUAACAACGGGAAAGCUCGUAGAAUUUAUGAUAUUGAAAAUAAUCGAGUAAGAAAACGACGAGCUGCUUCGAACGAAGAGAAUACUUCUUCCGGAGAUCUGAGGUAUGAGCAAUUGGUUUUCGAGGACGAUACUAGCGAUCCUAAUGCGAAGAUCAUCGAUUUCGAGGCUCUACAACGAAAAAAUCGUCCUGCUGAUGUGCUCGAAUAUAAACGUUUUCUCAAAAACGAGCCCCUCGAAGAAGGCAGAGUACCUAAAAAGGCGUAUCAAGGUAGAACGAAGGAAAAAAUGAAGCCAGCAAAAGAGAAGACGAUGGUUCGUCGUGAAAUUCGUCAGGAUCAGAAAAUAUUUCGUGCCAAUUUUGGUAACAACGAAGCUACAUGGUCGAGUAUGAAGAGUCUACGGAAACUCUUGUCUUUGGAGGAAGAAGAGCUCGAAGAGAGAGAAGAGGGGAAAGACGAGGCGUUCCCGGACAAAAUGUUAGUCAGAAACAAACGAAAUGUGCGAAGUUCAGCCGGACAAAGUCCUCUGGCCGUUACCUAUGCCGCUAAUUAUAACGAAAAGGAGAACAAGGGUUGGGUCAAGCCGCUUUUCAGUUCCAUCGUAUACAGAUUACCAGAUAUACACAAAACGUUCUUCCUCUUAUUACUGUUAGUCGUAGUCGGCGAGUUUUUCUCAGCUCCUGCUAUAACACUCGCGGACUCUGCUGUGAUUACUCUACUCGGUGAAGAUGCCGAUAGAUAUGGACAUCAACGAAUGUUCGGAAGUUUGGGAUGGGGAUUGGCCAUGUUUUUUGUUGGUAUUGCUCUCGAUCAUAGUACGGCUUUCCCAGAUCAUCCUUGCGAUCCGGAUGCUAGAGAAAAGAAUUACACGAUUUGCUUCGCCAUCUUUUGCGUUCUUAUGGGUGCUGCGCUUAUAACGGCGUUGCAGAUAAAUUUCAAGUACGACGUUGUAGCUUCCGAACCGGAAGUGGCAAAAGUACCAGCUGAACCAACCAGGGAAGAACAGCUUCAGAGUCAGCUAUCGCAACAGUUGAAUCUUCCUGGUCUGCAGGAUUCCUCGGCUGCGGUCAAUCCAAAGCCGUUGCCUCCGGAAGGCCAAACAAAAAUGUUUGCUCAAACGAUGCGAGAGAUUCCAGAAUGGGUGACAGUUCUGAAGCAAUUUAAAGAUCUCAAAUGCAGUUCCUUUCUUUUCGUCGCCUGGUGGAUGGGCUUCGGUAUCGGACUCAUCUUCACUUUUCUCUUCUGGCAUCUUCAAGAUUACGGUGGUUCACCUACUCUCUUCGGCGUUGCCUCCGUAAUAAAUCACAUUUCCGAGAUCUUUGCCUAUUUCUUCAGUUUCAAAUUGAUUACACAGAUUGGUCACGUUAAGGUUCUGUGCCUUGGUUUAGCCGGAAACGUAAUACGUUUCCUUUAUAUAUCUUGGCUCGUUAAGCCGUGGUGGGUUCUACCUUUCGAAUUUAUUCAAGGGAUCACUCAUGCCGCGGUCUGGGCAGCUUGUUGCAGUUACAUCGCUCAUAACACGCCGCAACAUUUGCGUUCAAGUGCCCAAGGAGUUCUUCAAGGAUUACAUCAUGGUCUCGGAAGAGGAUGUGGUGCGGUGAUUGGUGGCAUGUUUGUCACUGCUUAUGGUACCACGACGACCUUCCGAGUUUACGGCCUCACCUGCCUUGUUGUUUUAGCGGCCUUCAUUUUCAUCAACUUUUACAGGAAAGAUACAGGCUUUGUUUCCGAUUUACCGCAAACUGAGGAUCCUCAUCAAGUGGCCGAGGUUACGCAUCUAGCGCCUCAUGGUGUACCAAGCAACGCUAUCCCGAGAGCACUCAGUUCCACUCGGCUUCACGAACUGGCUAAUCAAGAAUCUGGAUAUGGUGCGACCUACCAAACCACUGGCGGUAACUUGGACGUGCCUGGAGCUAACGGAGGUGCGGUCAACCCAACGAAUCCGUUCCUGAAUGGCGGUGGCGGCGGUGGCGGCGGAUAUAAUUACGGUAUGACCGGCAAAGGAGAGGACGAGUAUAUCCGUAGGAGCUUCAAGGUUUAUAAUGAGGUGGUCGGUAAAGAGUUUGACUUGGCGAAGCCACCUCCGAUAGAGACCCACUUGCACGCCCAACAACCAUGCACCAAUCCGUUUCAUCAGCACGAUUACGACUGGUAACGAGCUAAGUGCAAUCGAUCCUCGAACAACGUCUCAUUGGAAUCCACCAGCUGGAUUCAUUCAAGGUCUCGCGCAUCUUUUACACGAACCGAUUAGCAUCGUUGCGGAUAGCUGAAUAUCGAAGAAGAGUUGCUCUUAUCGCAAGAACGGACAAGUUUCUUCUCCGAGAGACCAAAAAAAAAAUCCGAAAGAGGUACGUGCGAGGGAUCUACGCGCCUUUAACGACGAAAAUCUUUCUUCGACGAUUCACAAUCUGGAGAAAGUCGACGAUUUCUAAGGAUUUGACGCUCCUUUCUUCUUCUUACUUGAUAAUUUUGAAUUUAAACACGAUUAUUCUCCAAGUGUCGUCGAACGCGUUCGAUCUUACAUUAAACGCUUCCACGAGAUAUCGUCGAGAGAUUCGUUUAAAACGAAUUGUCUUCUUUUCGAGAUAAAUAUUUAAACGUCCAUUUUCGUUCAACGAAAAACUAAAUACAUAUGCUAAAAAGCAACGACUUCCUUUUCGAUUAUUAGAAAAGAACUAGAAAGGAACGUUGGAGGAGAGACGAUGCUCUGUUAUACCUUGUAAAUAUUGUUCUCUUAAUGCCGAGCUAUUUCUCUCUUUCUCUCUCUCUCUCUCUCUUUCUCUCUCUCUCUCUCAUUUGACAGUCCUCUUCUGUUCCUAUUGCCGAAUGCAGUUCGUUGAUUUGCCGAAAGGAUACACUCGCAAAAAUAAUCCUUACAUUAUAUCGAGUAGUUCCGGUGGUACGAUAUCAUUAUUACAUAAUACCAAUAUAUUUCGUCGUUAUACGUGUAUAACACUGUUGAAAAAAGAGAACGUGAUUAAAGCGAACGUCGAAUACAUGUUAUUGCAAGUACAGCUAUGCAGAAGAAUAUGUUACUCGCCGAUCCUUCGAGGCACAAGAAAAAAAAGAAAAAGGAAAAGAAAGAAAAAAAAGAAGCUAGAGUUAACGUUGUACCUAUUCGACUUGUCGAAAUUAAUCUUAAAAUUAAGAUAGCAGUAUACAUAUAGAUAUAUCCAUGCAAGUUAUAUAUAUAUAUAUACAUACACACACAUAUAAGGUAUGAGAAAGGAAAGAACGAGAGCAGUUGCCGUGUUCGAAAGAACGAACGCGUUACGACAAUGAUGCAUCUAUUUCUCGAUCAAAUAUUUAAUUAAGAGUAAAACUGGUGGAAUUUUGAAUAAAAUCCCAACGACUGGUAAACUCUAUCUCUUUCGAUAUAAAAGCUAUUUUUGUAGAAAGUAUGAAACCGAUGGCUUCUCUAAUCGAAUCGACUCGUAUUGCGUCCGUUCUUUAAAUCGAUCGUCCUUCGAUAGGAAGUAUCAACGAGUUCGCAUCGCGGUCAUUGCCUUAUCGAUAUCACUUCUCAUUGGAAUCUUACGUUUUAAUCAUUUGAAAAUCAUUGCAAUCAAGAUCUUCGUUGUGAUUAAAUUUUACGUGGGAAUAAUUUUAAAUAUAUUUUUCAUCAUCCUGAAUUUUAGAAUAUCAAAAUUUCAUUCUACUGAUUCUUCAGUAUCAGCUAUCGAAUUGAUUAAUAAAUAAAUGCUAUUUUAUUGUAAUAAACUCCUUAGUUAUGUAAUAGCACUUAUAUAUUUAUGAAUCAACCUGAUAUUUUGCAUCUUAAGUUUUAAUCGCAACGAGAUACGUAAAGCAAUACUUAAAAUACAUAAUGCAAUCUUCUUUUUGCGUAUAGGUAUGUCAUGUAUAUACAUCUGCGGCGGCUAAAAAUCACAUCUGUAUAAUGAUGGAUGCAUCUCCAUUUGGCCAAAUUUCUCUUACUAUAUGUUAUAUGUUAUCCCUCUAAAUAUAUUAAAGAUACGAUCAAUCGAUAAUGUCAGUUUUUUUAUCGCUAUAAUUAAAUAUUUAUAAAUAAUGAAAACUGAAGAUAAUCUGUUGUAAUAAUACAGAGUGAUUAUUUUAGAUGAAGAUUAAAUAUAUCUAUUGGGUUGAAUUAUUAUAGUGUAAUAAACAAUUAAUUUUCUGUGUGUAAAUCUUGGAUAAUUUACAGACUUCGAUAUUUAUAAAUAAUUAUAUCGACAAGAAAACUGAUGUCAUGGAUCUCUAGUUUGUUUCUAGAUAAUUAAGUAAAGUUUGUAUAUAGGAAAGAUGAAAGUUCUUCCAACAAAAUCAAGCGAGAAACAUAUGCAGAUAUUAAUGACAGAAGUAUCAACUGAUACUUCAGAUUACCCAGAAUAGUACGAUUCUCUGAGAUUUAUAGUUCGUUUAUUACUUUAUAAUAAUUAUAUAUAAUGAAUAUAUUUAUCAAAAGUGAGAAUCGUUUUUUUAUUUUAAGUAAUUUUGUCAACUACUCGUAUGAAAAUGUAAUCAAUCAAAUCAUAAAAAAAUAGUAGUCGAACGAAAUAGACUUUGAAUAUUUCAUUGUUUCUUAUCUGCACUAUAUACAACUUCUACUGUUAGAUAAUGACACGUUUCACUAUAAAAUAACCAUUGAGGGAUAAUAUAUGAUAUAUAGAAAGAAAAUCUCUUAGGAUACCAUGUCCCACUUAUAUGAAAUUAUCGUAGAAUUGAUUUGUAACAAUAUUAAUAACGCAUUAAAUCGGCAAUGUUCACGUAUCAUAUACACAACAUCUCGGCACAACAUAUCGACUAUCGGAUGAUCCAUAGCGAUCUACUCUCGAUCAGCUUAUAGGUAUUAUAUUAUAAUUUUUGCGUAAAAAUUAGCGAACGUAUGAACUUUACUUAUUCGACUACAUAUUUUAUAUUGACAUAUUUUUUUUUUCGUCACCUAGUUCGUAUAAGAUUCUUCUAGGUAAGAUGAUAAAAAAGAAAAUCAUCAUCGUCGUCCCUCGAUUUCGAUCAUUAUGGAUCCUCUUCGAAGAAACGAAUUUUAUUAUAUCUCAUAGCGUCAUAUAGAUAGAGAUUAAUAGAACAUAUCGAUCGUUGUAAAACUCGUUUGGUUCAAUGAUAUAUAGUUUAUGUUAAUCAUUUUCUUACCAACAAAGAUUAUGUAGAUUUCGCAUUGUUUCGAUUGAACAAGAAACCAAUAAUUUACCAGACUCGACAAAAUUUUAAAUGUGAUACUGUGUUAACGAUAAAGUAUACGUUCGGUCCGCGAAGAAAUAUCAGAAUGCGAUCUAUGACAAUUAUGUUUAAAGCGCUUAAGAAAGCUAACGACGAUUCAUGUUGCGUAGUAUAAUUCUAGUUUGAAACGUUAUUGUAAGCUUUCAUAGGCUUACGAAAAAAUGGACUCUGGCUGGGCCGGAAUUUGAAACCUGAGUCUCUUGGGUGCAUUUCGUGCGUACGGAUAGUCUCACUAUUAAACUAUCCAAGAAUCCAGAGUUUUCAUUAUUUCAUACUCUGUUUAAGACGAACAUAACUGACACUUUUAGUUUUAUUAUUCGAGAUUGAAAAUGUGUUGUACAUGAUCAUUCUAAAAUUUAAAAUGUUAAGUAAAAAACGCUAUCAUAUCAUAGGCUACGUAAAAAAUUUCAAUUUCAAAAGCUUCUCGAUCGUGCCUCGAUUAUUAUCGCUGCUUACGCAAUCAUCCAUUUCCUAAUCGAACGACAUCUACUUCGAAAGAAAAAUGAUGUCUUUCUUGAAUGAAAUAUCGUGACGACGUAACGAAUUCGAGUGUUCUGCCUCUUGGUGAAAGGUGUGUUUGAAAAUAAAAUUGUCUUUGAAAAGUUUA